UAAAUUGAUUAGAUGACAUUGAGAUGCAAUCGGAGUACCAGUGCAUAUAAAUUAUUUAGCAACCGAAAUAGCGAGUAUGUCAAAGCAAGAGGGAAAGGGGCAAGAGAAUCAGCAGCAAGAAGAACUGUUAAAGUUUCCAUAUGAAAUCAAGGAACUUGAGGCCGACCUUAACUCUAAACUUCUGCAAACUUUUCUAGGAGAACGCACAGGUGGGUAUGUGCAAGUGGGCUACAAAAACUGGUUUCUUCCCAAAAAAUAUAAACAAGACGCCAAAUUUUACUAUAACUUUAAAGUCCGCUCCGACGACGUUUUCGUAGUCACUUUCCCCAGGUCCGGCACCACCUGGACCCAAGAAAUGGUCUGGCUGCUGAGCAACCGUUUGGAUUAUAAAACGGCCAAGGAAACUCCUCUGAAUCACAGAUACACUUUUUUAGAAUUUUAUUCAUUGAAUACCGAUGAAGGUUUCGUCAACUUGCUGGGUAGAAAAGUCACCCCCAGCUGGAUAGGGCUGGGGCAGGAGAGCCUUGGGAAGAGGAGGUUCAUCAAGAGUCAUUUGCCUUUAGAGUUGCUGCCCCCAGAUUUGCUUUGCAGCAGGGCAAAGGUUGUAUAUGUGGCAAGAAACCCCAAAGAUGUGGUAGUGUCAUACUACCACUUCGCAAAGGCUAAUCCCUUCUAUGGAUUCGAUGGGGAAUUUGGAGAGUUUUGGGAGUUGUUUAGGCAAAACUUAAUACAUUGGGCUCCCUACUGGGAACACGUGAAAGAAGCAUGGACCAGAAGGAGAGGGAAUGAAAAUUUCCUUUUUAUUUUCUACGAAGACAUGAUUAAGGACUUAAAAGAAACUGUCAAUAAGGUUUCCAUUUUCUUAGGACAGUCUUACUCCAGCGAGCAAUUGGAUCAGCUGGUACACCAUCUGAAGUUUGACAAUUUUAAAAAUAAUAAUUCAGUGAACGCGUUUGCGGAUUUUAGAGUAAAACUAAAAGAGGGAGACAACAAUAGGUUUAUUAGAAAAGGACAAAUGGGCAACUGGCACGAGUACUUCACAGGAAAUCUGGAAAAGGAGGUAGAGGACUGGAUAGAGGAAAAUCUUAAAGAUACGGAUUUGAGGUUUCCCAUAUAAACACGUUCAUUACAAAAUAAGAGCUGAUAAAACCAAAAAUUAAUUUAUUUUGUAAAUGUGUUCCUAGGUGACUUAAUAUUAAAGUAGACACCCAAAAA
Messenger RNA from Anthonomus grandis grandis, 1215 nucleotides. Its product is annotated as sulfotransferase 1C4-like. Gene Ontology annotation, molecular function: sulfotransferase activity. The transcript is spliced from 7 exons. Gene Ontology annotation, cellular component: cytoplasm. The coding region runs from base 77 to 1117 and encodes 346 amino acids. Gene Ontology annotation, biological process: sulfation. Lineage: Eukaryota; Metazoa; Arthropoda; Insecta; Coleoptera; Curculionidae. The record is from RefSeq and is a predicted model, not a curated record.